AUGGAACAGCAACUGGCGGGCUUAUCAUUGACGAAUAGUCGGGAGCCUCGGCCACAAGCAAAGAGUUGGACUGCUCAGCCGGGAAUGCACGAAGCUCUUUCUGGUCAACUGGCAAGCCAUCUCUUCCAACAAGACUUUGCUUUGGAGCCCGAACCAUGGAGCAUCAGCCCGUCCCUGGCGCUGCGCAUGGUCUACCUUGCAGACACGGCAUGGCGGUACCAGCCGGGUCGUUGGCAGCGGGACACGGAUAUGAAGCUCCCAUUGGAUCAAGCACAAUCUACAGAUGACCAGCCGCAUGCGAGAUGGAUCGGCGCCGGAGCUCACCGCGGGGUGGCGGAUACUGGACCAAAAACGACAAGGAGUCGCGUGCCCGUGCACAUCUCGGGAGGAAGAGCGAUCAUUGAUGCGUGA
Messenger RNA from Metarhizium brunneum ARSEF 3297, 411 nucleotides. RefSeq lists its product as uncharacterized. NCBI's taxonomy places the organism in Eukaryota, Fungi, Ascomycota, Sordariomycetes, Hypocreales, Clavicipitaceae. The record is from RefSeq and is a predicted model, not a curated record.